Molecule: messenger RNA, 372 nt
Organism: Drosophila grimshawi
Lineage: Eukaryota; Metazoa; Arthropoda; Insecta; Diptera; Drosophilidae
Gene: Cpr67Fb
Product: pupal cuticle protein Edg-78E
Exons: 2
Coding region: 1-372 (123 amino acids)
Cellular component (GO): chitin-based extracellular matrix
Molecular function (GO): structural constituent of chitin-based larval cuticle
Source: RefSeq, a predicted model, not a curated record
AUGAACAAAAUUAGUCUUAUCUUUGGAGUAAUAUGCCUAAUUUCAGGCUGCAUUGCAGGCGAUGAGUCGGGUGCGGUUAUUACCAAGUAUACAAGUCAUAUCAGCCAGGAUGGCAGCUAUGGCUACGAAUUUGGCACAUCGAACAAUAUUCAGGCAGCGGAAACAGGAGUGGGCAGUUCGUAUGCCGAAGGAUCUGUUCAGUACAUAGCACCCGAUGGACAACCCAUUCACCUGGAGUAUACAGCCGAUGUCAAUGGCUAUCAACCUAAAGGCGAUCAUCUGCCAACACCUCCACCAAUUCCAGAUUACAUUCUGCGGGGACUGGCUUACAUUGAGUCACAUCCGUUUCAAGUAAUUCAGGUCAAGAAAUAA